Penicillium canariense is the source of this 255-nucleotide messenger RNA. RefSeq lists its product as uncharacterized. Bases 1 to 255 code for a protein of 84 amino acids. Lineage: Eukaryota; Fungi; Ascomycota; Eurotiomycetes; Eurotiales; Aspergillaceae. The transcript has a single exon. The record is from RefSeq and is a predicted model, not a curated record.
AUGUAUAUGGACGUCGUGACAGGCAUUCUAGCUCCCGGCGCGCUCGAUACGUCCAUCAGCCAAGAGCAGAAUACCUCGAUUGACAUCGGCCUAGAAAAGCUCUCUAAAAACCUUGCAUCGCUUUUGGUGCUACCCACUGAGGGUAAAGGCAGCGAGCCGAUCUAUAUCGGAAGCAUGUUCCAGUUUGUCCUGCAUACGAACAACACGACUGUUGAAGAUCGGCAGAAUGAACAUUUAGAGAAUGAACAGGAUUGA